UGAGUUUUCGGGAUUUUUAGCGCAGGAGAAAAAGCUGUUGGUCGGAGAUGCUGGAGGUUUUAGAGAGAAAACGUCUGAAAUUAUCACUGUUUGUUUUCGUAUUUAUGUUUAGUAAAAUGUAGAUGACUUGUUCUUAUCUUUUAACAAAAUUCGAACAUGUAUAUUUUUAAACCGAAUAAAAUCGCAUAAAAAGUUAAGGCCUUUUUAAAAAUAAUCGAAGAGGACUUGAAUUUGUCUGCUUCGAUUUUAGUUGUGGAAUGAAUGAUGCUGCUAUCAGGGAGCCAGAUGUUGAGCUCGGUGACGGAAUCACCCCCCCAAGCUACCGUGUCCCCCGCGGUGGAGUUGGGGUUAACGGUGCUAUACAUCACUCUUUACUCGCUCCUCUUCGUGUUUGUUUACUUGCAGCUGUGGCUCAUUUUGCACUAUGGACAUAAACGCUUCAGCUACCAGAGCGUGUUUCUCUUCUUGUGCUUGCUGUGGUCAGCGCUCCGGACGACCCUCUUCUCAUUUUACUUCAGAAACGUUCUUCAAGCGAACCAUUUGCAACCGCUGCCCUACUGGCUUCUCUACUGCUUCCCAGUCUGCCUACAGUUCUUCACGCUCUGCCUGCUCAACCUGUACUUCGCACAGGUGAUGUUUAAAGCCAAAGCUAAGUAUUCACCAGAGCUCAAUAAAUACAGAAUUCCACUUCGACUUGCCUUCUUCUUUACGAGCCUCUUGUUUUUGGUGGUGAAUUUCACAUGUGCCAUAUUGGUGCAGGGUAGCCUGUCUGAAGGUGACCUGAAGCGUACAGUUCUAGUACGUGUGCUCAUCAACGAUACUCUGUUUGUGCUUUGCGCCAUAUCACUAGCUGUCUGCAUUUUUAAGAUUGCCAAGAUGUCUUCUGCCAAUGUGUACCUGGAAUCCAAGGGAACCUCUGUGUGUCAAGCUACCACAAUUGGUGCAGCAGUAAUCUUUCUUUACACUUCCCGAGCCUGCUAUAACCUUGUGGUGGUAGCGUUGUCUCCAGAAGAGCAACCAACUUCAUUCAACUAUAGCUGGUACAAUGUGUCUGAUCAGGCAGAUGUGGAAAAAAUCCAAGGAGAAGCAUAUGUUGUCUUUGGGAUCAUUCUGUUUUUCUGGGAGCUCCUACCAACAAGUCUCGUGGUUGUUUUUUUCAGGGUACAGAGGCCCAAUCAGAAUCUGACUCCAGGGGGUAUGAUUAAUAGCCACAGCUUCAGCUCCCGGGCAUAUUACUUCGAUAAUCCACGGCGCUAUGACAGUGACGACGAUUUGUCUCGAAGUAUCAGUUCCAGGGGAGACCGGGGAAGCAUCCUUUCCUCUACCCCUCAAACUGGCACCAGCUGGUACGGCACUAUCCAGAGAAAUGGCAGCUUUACUGUGAUUCCACAGUUGCUAAGUGGUCCUUCAACAGCAACUGCCCCUUUGCUUUUGGCUUAUGGCAACAUCCAAGCAAAUCAGCACCACAACUACUACUCAACGCCCCAGAAUUACCAUGUGACCCCUCAGAAUUAGCUCUUCCUGCCCAGCGCGAUAUUUCGUACCAUUCCACAUGACCAACUGCUUUACUCCGGGGCUAUGAAAUAUUCUGCAGUCAGCAGAUCAUUCAGCUCUUGGAUUGCUGUACUUUACGGUAGAGCUGGUUACUCUACUCGAUGGAGUGCUACUACAGACUUGGCGUAGCGUGAGUGAAGUACUAUUCAGCCAUACGUAGAUGGCAACUUCAGAAGUGGUGUGGCUCCAUUUUUUUUUUUUUUUAAAUCAUUUCCCCCCCCCACCUUAUAUUCCUAACUUGGCUCCCAUGCAUGCAGUAGAAAACACCUUGGCUUGGAUCUAAAGACUCGGGAAUGAUUUACUGCUCCGUAGGUCGUGUAACUUCCAUUUCAGCAGCUUUUUACUUCAGUCAUACGUUCAGUCAAUGGACUCUCGAUAUGAACUUUUAUUCUUCUGAACUUGUUCCUGUUUUGCUACUGUAACCUACCCACGACGUACCCCUUCACUUGCAUACCGUUCUUUUUUUUGUUUUUUACAGAUUUAUAUUGUCCUAUUUUUGCUUUACUUGGUAAACCUGCUUGAGUUGACCUACAUCAAGAACAUUUAUUUUUCCUGCAGCAGUGUUUCCAGUAGGCUAGUCUUUUGCACUUUGUGAAGGUAGCUUGAUGCUUUUUAUUUAGAAUGCGCUGAUGGGUAGAUGUUCCAAAAGCUACUUACACCUUGCCUCCCCUAAAGACACGAACUGUAAGGAAGAGCAGUUAAUGGGCUUCAUAGAACGACGUGUAUGACUUUCCGAUAUCUUCACAUCCCACAGGAUUGCGUCACCACACUGCUUGUUAAUCACUCUGAAGUAUUGAAUGAUGUGCUGAAGCAAGGGUGGUCUGCUUAAAUGAAUGAAGACAGCUUGGGCUAACGUCUGCUAUCUUUUAAGAGAGAAUUACGGUCAAGUCAUUUGAUCAAAAUCAAGUCAGGCUCAGGCUUUUAAUUAUUUUGACCAAAGAUUGAUUACUUUCUUAAGAUUCCUUUAUGUUAGGUAGUGUGUGGUCUUUGGAGAGACCUGACAGUCUGAGUCUUCAUUCUUCCCUGUGGUGCGCUAAACCUCCUUUCUGAAAAGGCGAGUUAGACGUGUGCUUUGGUUUGUGUAUCUCUGGGUAUUGAAAGUCAAGCCUGAUAUCUGAGAGGGAGAUCUGCACUUAACGUCUUUCAGCGAGUGGCGCAGGAGUGUUCAUGUACAGGAUCUAUAAUCUUAAUGUGUUGCUGUCUUGUAACUUUGUUGCCCUGUUUUAGGAUUUCUCAAGUAAUGCAAACGGUACUGGUACUGUAAAGCAGCAGUAAGGAGUUCGAAAAGUCCUCCUUCAGUUUGUUCUUGAAAUUUAAUUGGAAGGAUGGCUAACUUUGACCAUAAUGGAUUAUUUGACAAGUGCAGGAAACUGGAAAGUUUACAGUUUUGGACAACAUGGAUUGGCCUCUGUAACUUUUCUCCUCUCCUUUUAUCGUAAAGAUUUGGUUUUCUUGGUUCCGAAGUGAAAUCCUUCUUUGUGAGGACAGUUCCAGUUGCAGUGGCCCCUACAUCUCCCUCGCUGUUCUGAAGAAGGAACUUUUGACAUUCAAAAGUGUGUCAGCCGAAUGUAAAAACACUAAAACGUUUCAUUAAUGUUAAAUGCAAACGAUAUUUUUCCAUCUUUUUAUAGAAAUGGUGGCACUUUUGUACGUUUUCAUUGCUUGCUGACAAUGACUUUAGGACACUUUUGGACUGAGAUGUUACCCUGCUGAAUGCUUUAUUGAUGAAAUGUUUGUUUGCCUGGAGCAGCGGUUAUCUUUAAGGAUUGUAGACACACAUAGCAAACUGUCAAUAAUGGGGCUUUCAAGAAGGAUUCAUUUUAUUACUUAAGUGCAUGUUAUGAAUCGGUUAUUGCCCUCGUCUAGCUCAAAAGACGUGUGUUUACGCCAUUUAUCAUUCCAGUUUCUCCGUGUUGGAUCAACAAGUGGGUGUUUUCUUCAACGUGUUGGGAAGCUAAGUAAGCUAAUUGUGUGUGAAAGGGUCUCUCCGAGUGUUUAAGCGCUCCAUUAUACCAGUUCAGCCUUUUCUUAAGCUUUUAUUGCACAUUCUCUUGAUAAAUGGGGGUUUCGUGCUUGUUAGGUUAGACCCCCAACCCCCCUGUCGUCGUCCUUUUUUUUUGCAUUCCUCUGCAGUUUGAUAUUCCUUGUUUGGGUUUUCUUUUCCAGCAUAGGAUCUCUUAAAGCGAUGUAGCUUCCCUGUUAGUAUCUGAAUUUCCACAGAUGUAGUGUGUUUGUAUUUAUUUUUGAUGCUAACGACACAUUUCCCUAAUGUUUUUUUAAGGAGCAGAUUGUCCAGGUCGGUGCAUAACUAGAUCACUCUGUUCUUUUAGGCCUGUGAAAUUCUGCCAGUUGCAUGUAAACACUCCUACUAAACGAUGAAGAGUGUGCUGUGUUGUCAUCAGGGUUUUAAUACCAAAAUGGAGAAGAACAUUCCAUUGCACUGUAGCUAGAAGGACGGGGCCAAGCUGAAUGAACCGCUUAGGGGGGGUUCCUUUUACUCUUUGGGAGUGGGUCUUUUUUUUUCGUUUUUUUUGAACGGGACUCAUUUUAUUUUCUAGAUGUUCUAGCUUUAUUUUUUUUUUUUUUUUUGUAUUUUUGUAUUCUAUUUCAUGUAGCAUCGUCCACCAGUUUCAAUGAUAAGCUAGAAUGACCCACGUGGUCCACUUUUACAGGGCAGUCUGCCUAAAGCUUUGCUGCUUGUGUACUUGCUAAGCAAGGUCCUUUAUUGGUAGUGUAACGAUUUGGGACAUAUCCUUUUUUUUUGGGGUGGUCUUUCUCUUCUUAAUUACUAGCUCGGUGGUCCACUUCUCUUUUUUUAUUGGGGUGUAAGUGUUUUGGUUUUCAGGAUCAGCUCUCCACUGCGGUGGGUUGGCACCCUGCCCAGGAUUGUUUCCUGCCUUGUGCCCUGUGUUGGCUGGGAUUGGCUCCAGCAGACCCCCGUGACCCUGUGUUCGGAUUCAGCGGGUUGGAAAAUGGAUGGAUGGAUGGAUCAGCUCUCCAUAUUCCUGUUACAAGAUGAGUACUGCUGCCCUCUUGUGGUCAGAGCUUGGACUGAAGAAAGUCAUUCUAAUGUAAAAUCCUGGAUUUUUUUGUAUUUUUAUUUAUUAAUUUCAAUUACCAAGCAUUAGACUUGUGUAGCAACGGUGUGACCUGUGCAACUAGUAGGAACCUCAGCCUUGGUAGUUGAAGCCAUGCCAUUCUGCCCCUUCAUGCGAUUCAUUUUCCUGCUCCACGCACAUCUUCCAUAAAACUGGGGAGUUCUUGUUAUGCAUUUGUCGCAGGCUGUGAUUGGUGAACGUGUGUAUAAAGAGUCCAUUAUUGCAAGGCACUGGACUGAGUGGGUUUGGAAAGCUGUUGAGCUACAACAAGAAGCAUUAGAUUGGCGUUGUCACCUUGGCGUUUGAGUUAAGUGCCUGCAGAUUUUUGUUGUUCACAGUCCGGUCACAGCAGCCAUGUACUCUUGGGCAGAACCCUGCAAUAAUAGAGUUUCACCUUCAAAGCCAAUCCAGAUAUGUCCUCUAUUUCUGUAUCUUUAGGUUGUUGUGCACUUUUUCUUUUCUUGCUGUAAGGACCAAAAUGGUUUUCAACCUGUUAAUACUGAAACGUUUGCACCAAAUGCCAUAUCUCUUGAUCAAAAAAACAAAAAAAUAGCAGUGUUGCAAAAAAAUUUUAUGUGUCUUUAUAAAAUUCUACUUUUUUUUCUAAAUUAAGGAUAUCAUAAAGCAACAAGUGAGCCAAGCAAAUAAGUUACUAGUUUAACUCGUCUCUGAAUAGAGUCUGCUGCCACAUUCUUAAUUACAGCAAUGAUUUAAUGGUGCCAAAACUGGAAGACGGAACAAACUGUCACGUUUAUCAGAUGAGCUGCCUACUGUGCCAGUGUGACAGUUUGAGAUGGAGCACUUUAACUUUAUAUUGUAAUGCAGGACCGAAAACAAACUCUUAUUGUCGGGGGUCUUCGAAAGAACGCUUCCUUCACCAUCACAGGAGGACCGAUGUGGCAGCUGACGACUUACGUCCAUUUACGUGGCACCAGCAUCCAUCGUGGGCUUCACGCAUGUCUCUGAAACACUUGGUAUAAAGGGGAAGGUGAGACUUGUACUUGUGUGUGUUUUCUGUUCAAUGUGAAUGUACCCUUUUUGUUUUUAAUUGUGUUGAUUUUACAUUCUGUUUAUGUACUCUGUUGUGGGAGAUGUGGUAUUAGGGGUUGGCAAAUGAAUGUAUUAGGGUUUGGCCUGAUCCCAUUGCCCGUAAGCCUGUAUAAAACACUACCACGUUUAAAUAAAAGUCUUAUUGCACUGUUUUUAAA
Molecule: messenger RNA, 5860 nt
Organism: Erpetoichthys calabaricus (reedfish)
Lineage: Eukaryota; Metazoa; Chordata; Cladistia; Polypteriformes; Polypteridae
Gene: gpr137c
Product: G protein-coupled receptor 137c
Exons: 7
Coding region: 262-1515 (417 amino acids)
Biological process (GO): positive regulation of TORC1 signaling
Cellular component (GO): lysosomal membrane
Source: RefSeq, a predicted model, not a curated record